CCCUAAUAUUCGACCACACCCCAGUAAUCCAGCAGGUAUGAAAUGUCAUCCUGUUGAAAACCUGGUUUUCACGAAAGUGGCUAAAUGUGGAGGAUCGACAAUAGCGAAUAUAUUUUUACGCUACGGUGAGACUCAUAACUUUACCUUUCUCCUACCUAAGCCUGGAAGUGCUCUUAUCACGAAAGAAGAUUUAUAUGAACAUAUGGAUGAGGAAAUAAAUAUGAUAGUACACCAUGCUAACUUUGAUGAGAGACUGAUGAAAAGGAUCAUGCCAGAAGACACGGUUUACAUAGGAGUGAUGCGUGAACCACUACAUCACCUGAAGUCAUAUUAUAAUUAUCACAAUUAUGGAAACAUCAAAACAAAGCCCAGUUUGGCCGAGUUUGAGGAAAAUCCAUGGAAAUACAGAAAAGAAAUGGGAAAUCUUGUAAACCAACAAAGUGGCUGGUAUGGUUGGGAAACCAAAAUAACAAUGGAUGACAAAAUGGCUUGGAAAUUUGUAGAAAAGAUUUACAAAAAGUUUGAUUUUAUUCUAAUAACUGACCAUAUGAAGGAAUCUCUGAUACUACUAAAGGAUAUACUCUGUUGGACAUUGGAUGAUAUGUUAUUUGUAUCUCACAAAGUAGCGACAGAAUCUGCGGCUUUGAAAGGUAUGAUAACCACGGAACUCGACAAAAGCAGCUUGGACCACACCCCUAAUAAGGCACUAGCUGAAAGGAACCUACGCCAGUUCAGCAAAGUCGAUUACGACAUGUUUGACUUUUUCAAUUAUACUCUUUGGGAGAAGAUCAGAUCCAAGGGAGACGCAUUUCAACAAACGUUGAAAGAAUUUGAUGAGAGAUUGCUUGAUCUUCAAAGGACAUGUAAGCAAACCAAAGAAAGCUUGACUUUUACAUUAAAAUAUUGUAAAAUGAUAAUUCAUGAGAGUUCUUCAUCACCUGACUAUAGAUGUCAUCGCAUGUUACUUGCACCAAACUGGUACAGCCAGUACAUCCUCCAUCCGAAACAGAACAAAACAAACAACCACUAACUAUCAACUGUCAUGUAAGAAUAUAUCGAGGAUAUUAUGUUAAAAAAUACAAGCCAAUAGCGACUUAAACAAACGAUAAACAUCUACGGCCCUGUCACUUGUGUUGCCAUAGUCGGUAUGCAUGGCUUGUGGGGAAACAAGAAAAUCCACGAAAUGAAAGAAAGUAAAAAGGCAGAUGCGAGUCAAAUAAAGGUCAAACAAGUAAUUUGUGUCAUCAGCAAUGUCACUAUGGAGACAUAAAAUCUAGCGUGCAUGUUCAUUUAUUCCAUUUUAUCGCCAGUAUUUUGAUGGUGGCCAUCUUUAUCUUACCGCCAGUUAUGUCUUCUACAUUGUUUGCUUCAAGCGCUUCAAACUGCCCAACUGUUUCUCCAAGCUUGCCCAAUGCCGAACCAGCUGUGCCCUGAAUAAAAAAAUGCG
Molecule: messenger RNA, 1447 nt
Organism: Owenia fusiformis
Lineage: Eukaryota; Metazoa; Annelida; Polychaeta; Sabellida; Oweniidae
Source: the annotation of a GenBank genome assembly